Messenger RNA from Nothobranchius furzeri (turquoise killifish), 6457 nucleotides. RefSeq names its product potassium voltage-gated channel interacting protein 4a (gene kcnip4a). Gene Ontology annotation, cellular component: voltage-gated potassium channel complex. Gene Ontology annotation, biological process: regulation of potassium ion transmembrane transport. Gene Ontology annotation, molecular function: potassium channel regulator activity; calcium ion binding. NCBI's taxonomy places the organism in Eukaryota, Metazoa, Chordata, Actinopteri, Cyprinodontiformes, Nothobranchiidae. The record is from RefSeq and is a predicted model, not a curated record.
CUAUCAGUUACAAGCGUCAGUAUGUUUGCCGUUUUCCGUAAGUACGUUUGCCGUUUUAUUUUGUAAUGUAUCCCGUGCAUUUCCCGUCCUGACAGUGGAGCCUCCACCGGAAGCAGCCUGAUGGUGGAGGUCUGCAGCCAGGUGCCUCUCAACAAAACCAGCUAUUUAUUCUCAUAUAAAAACGCUCUUACAUUGAUACGUCAGAUCUUUACAGCUGUGUUUCUGUGAAAAGUAAAAAAUAUGAUCUGACUUUUUGCCAUUGUUAAUAGAUCUCGGAACAACUUCAAGGCAACGGAAGUGAGUUCCCAUUGGAUUGAUAAGCUAAUGGUUAGUCUACCCCUUGAUUAUUGCAGCCAAUUUAAAAAUGACUUGAUUUCAUAAAACUUUAGGUUUUUGCAUUUCCAUUGAACACUUGUGUAGUGGGAAAUUUACACAUGUGUAAAAUAGGCUGUUGCCACCCAAUCCCUGGACUGGCUGCUUUAAGGGGAGGAGCUCCGGUAUGCGAAAGGUCUCGGAGUCUAGCAGCUGCCCCUCUAGCACCAAUAGGUGAGGGGUUGUUUUUCUUGACACCUAACACUGACAGAAAAUGUUUUUUUUUUUCAUGUUUGGAGUGUUUAUUGAGGCAGUAGAGACCCACAUGGCAGUAUAAAGGAUGCCAGCAACCCACUUUAGUUUUUCUAAGGCUUACCAUUAGCAAAAUUCCCCACACUAGGCCAUGCCACUCUGUGCCUCCUGGCAACGCCCACUUUCAUAACAUUUUUUCGAAUCUUGACCAGGAGUGGAGGACCACCUUGCCUGCUGGUGGUGAUCGGAGAGACCGGUGGCGCCUGUGCUCAGCAACCUCGCCUCUGUCAGUGCGCCCGAGGGCAGCUGUGGCUACAUUGUAGCUCAUCACCACCAGUGUGUGAAUGGAUGAAUGAUACACUGUAGUGUAAAGCGCUUUGGAGUCCUUACUCUGAGAGGCGCUAUACAAGUACGGGUCAUUUACCAUUUACAUUUUCUGAUGGGGUGCAGUCCCUCUUUAAACAAACGGAGCAACAUUUUUUGUGUGAUAUGCUUGUCAGCCACUAGAUGGUGGCGUUGGAUAAGAUAAAUACUCAGGAAAGACGCUUUAAGCGUUAAAGGGGCCAUGUCCGCUUUUUGGAGCUUUUUAGCAUGUAAUAUUGUUUUUUUCUCAUGAAAAAUCCCCCCAACCCGUUUUUUUUUUUUGGCAUUUAACUGUUUCAGCUGCAAAUUUUGUAUAUUAUUUUGAAAUUCCUGAAAUGGCCUAAUAAGUUGUACAUCACUCCAUCUUCCUUCUCCCAACACCAGACCCUGCUCCAGACACUCUCAGCAGCAACUCUUUUUCAUCCUUCUUUUAGAUACACUUGUAUUAUUACAGUAUUAUAUUUUCAACCCGUUAUAGGCAAACAGUUUAAAAUGUAAGACUUUUUUUUUGUUUAUCUAGUCAGUGUGAGUCCAUGUGAGGUGGGCAGAGUAAAUCAACUAAAAUGCUGCUUGGAAAUGACUAAAUUCAAAGAUCUUUAGACUCGCAAAAUGUUUUUGGGAAAAUAAUAAAAAAAAAACUAAAAUAUAAAAGAAUAAAAUCAGCUUCAGCUGCUGACAACACCGAGAUUUGAAACCACAUGAGCACAUGACAAAACUGAGACAGCAGGCAGGACUACCAUAGCCAACAUGGAGGUCAGUGUGCCUAAGACGCUGUUGUUGGCACGUUUCAUAAGAGCAGGUGUGGGCGGAGCUUCACUGAAAUGAAGCAUUUUAUUUCAGGUAUAAAUUCAGACUGACAAAUAAGUCACAUUUAAGAUAAAUUACAUCUCAGUAGUGCCAACUGUGACGUUUUAUCAUACUGUGCCUACCAUUGCUCUCAAAUGUUUAAAAUAGCAUGAUCUGGAUCUUUUAAAACCAUUAAAAUGUACUGUUAAGAACUAUGCUAGGUUUUGUGAAAAAAUCAGCUUCCUCUUGUUUUUCCUAACAAACUGCUACCAUUUCUUCAGUAGAUCUACUUUUAUGUGUUUUGUUGACUUUUAAAUCAACAUUAACUAUAAAAGAGCAGAAUUACUGAAUGCUACUUUUUCACUUGAGUUUCUCCAAAUGUCCAUCUAGUAAGUUUUUCACCCACUUGAGAAAUGACUUCACUGUAACCCAAGCAUGACCUUUUAUUAUUACUUAAAAUCCUCCUGUUGACUCGACCUGGCUGAGUGUCUGUAAAGAGUUUGUAUCUUAAACACACCAACACAGUCUCCAAGGUCAGCAUCUUCUCCCUUCAAACUAAAAUAGAACCGCCUCCUUGACUUGUUGAGCAUUAUCCCCAUCUAAGUACCUUUAACUUGACUCUGUCAGCCUGAUAGACGAGAUAGUUCUUAAGUGAAGCCGCUGCAGCAGCAGUUGGGGCAAACCUCUCGGAUGGAAGCGCUGACAUUGACAGAUGGGUGCAAUUGAUGUACAGUGCGGCCUAAUUAGCGGCAAUGAUGAUGCACCUGGCUGGUCCUAAUGUCAUCACAUAGAUGUCAGUCAUUAUUAACAUCGACCUUGAUGUUUUAAGUCUCUAAGGUCUUCUGUCCCUCUGACUUUGAGAUUCCUGGUGAAUUUAACCCUCAGCAUUACUGUCUGUCAUUGGAGAAAAUGUUCCGUCACACAUCACACAAUCGGGUCAUGGCUGUCUUGUCACUGCUGAUUCACUGAGGUGGACACUUUCCCCUUAAUUCUCCUUUAUUUCACUCCUCCUCCUUCUCUUCUGCUCGGGCCAAUCAGGCCACACCUCCAUAGCAACCGUCAGCGAGGGUAAAACAUCCACAGAUGGUGUUGAGUAGAGCGUGAGCAGCAGGCGCACUACGAGAUCCAGUGUGAGGGGGUGUGCGUUUGUUUGUGUGUCUGCUGGAGAGAGCGAGAGACCCGCCGUGCUGCGAAGCCAACAGGGUAGUCUGUAGUAGUGCAGAAGGAGGAGGAGGAGGAGGAGGAGAAGAGGUAUUUGCACAAAGGAGUUGCGGGAAAAGUGUCAAAAGAAAGUGAGAGGAAACAAAAAGGAGAGGUGACCCUAUCAUCCAAAGAAAACAGCUGGGAAGCAAAUAUUAAUGACCUGAUAAAAAGAGCACCCAUCGUCCCCGUGGAGCCAUCAAGACUCUGCUGUCCACUCGCUGAUGAGCAUCACUCCACCAGCUGACACAGCCACAGGUGCGGAGGAGAGAAGAGGACAUCCCAUCCAACUGAAGUCUUCCCUGGAUUAUUUUCUGUUUCUAACUUUUUAAGUCCCGCUUCUUGCGUGCUGACGCCUUCAAGCUUCCCCAAAGAUGAGCUGCAGGAAACGGUGCAAGCGAGAGAUCUUCAAGUUCGCACAGUACCUGUUCAGACUCAUCACGGGCACGCUCAAUACCGAUAGCGUUGAGGAUGAGCUCGAGCUAUCUGCAGUCCGUCAUCGCCCAGAAGGCCUUGAGCAGCUUGAAGCCCAGACACGGUUCUCCCGUAAGGAGCUACAGAUCCUAUACCGAGGAUUCAAGAAUGAAUGUCCCAGUGGAGUCGUCAAUGAAGAAACCUUUAAAGACAUCUACGCACAGUUCUUCCCACAAGGAGAUGCCUCAACAUACGCGCACUUCCUGUUCAAUGCUUUUGACAAUGAUCACAACGGUUCUGUAAGUUUUGAGGAUUUUGUUAUGGGGCUUUCGAUCCUCCUGAGAGGCACCGUGCAGGAAAAACUCAUCUGGGCUUUCAACCUUUACGAUAUCAAUAAAGAUGGAUACAUCACUAAAGAGGAAAUGCUGGAUAUCAUGAAGGCCAUCUAUGAUAUGAUGGGUAAAUGCACGUACCCCGUCUUGAAAGAGGAGACACCUCGUCAGCACGUAGAAGUGUUCUUCCAGAAGAUGGAUAAAAAUAAAGAUGGGGUGGUAACCAUAGACGAGUUCAUUGACUGUUGCCAAAAUGAUGAAAACAUCAUGCGAUCAAUGCACCUCUUUGAAAAUGUUCUCUAACUUCUGGCUGCCUGUGGAAGCUUUUGGAGGACAAUGUUGUCUUUAGCAUGGCCCAAUUACUGACUUGGACUCAUUCUUUGUACAGUGUGCUAUGCAGACUUUCGACCAUAGAUUUAAAUAUUGUUCAUUACUGCAGGCCACAAUUAGGAAUAGGCUGCAUGGUGGGAACACUCUGGAAAGAACAGCUUUUUAAUCAGACCAAAACAAAACUACAGCUGAAACAAACACAAAUAAAGAAGGAAACCAUUAUGUUCAAGCCACAGAUUGAUCCUCACGGUUCGUACUUGAGAAAACUUAAUGGGAUAAAAAAAAGUUGUAUUUACUGCCAAGUAAAAUCACUGUGACUCAAAAAUAGUUCAUAUGAGAUCUGAUGUAACCUUUUCUUCUUUUUUUUCAAUUCCAGAAUGUUCCCAUCAACUGAGGGUCUGAUUUAGCUCUUUGAAGGAAGGAUUUAGAGAGAAAAAAAAUGGGGGGGGGGGCAUAUGUUGUACCAUUUUGAAUUGUGUAUAUACAAAACGUAAAACACUAGAUGACAAUUCUAUUUAACAAACUUUUGAAACUUUAUUCAUGUUUAGUUGCCAACUAGACAACACAAGGAUUGUAUUGAUGUCAAAUCUGGACCAUCAAAGCAGCGGUAUAAUCUGAAAACGGAGCCCGCCAAGGGUCCGGGAGGUGAAGUAAAAAUACAGUUGUUAAAAUAUGUUCCCACAGUUUAGGGAGCAGUAAACAUGAAUUUGCCGGGAACGUCGUGGUUAUGUGUAGAAGGUGUGUAGAGCUUGGGUUUCAGGAUGGAUUUGGGGGUGGUAGAUCUGAAAAUUGUCGCAAAAAUGUUGCAAAUACAGAUUUUGAGGGAUUUUAACUUUUAAGUUUUUUUAUUUUUAAGUUGGUAUAUUUUCUCUUAGUUUUGUGUCUCAAACUGUUCGCAGACUGUCUUGAUACUGACUUAAAUACAACCUGAGAUAGAAAAAUAGAUCAGAUGUUUAUCAGUCAGACAUUUUUGUCAGGCUGCAUGGUAUUAUAGGUGGUACUACCAAUAUGGUAGCACCGUUACCUUGCAGGAAGAAAGUUAAAGUCCCAUUAGUUAUCACAAACUGGUGAAAUUACAUCUCUGCAUUUGACCCAUCCCCAUGGGGAGCAGAGAGCUGCAGUAGUGGCUGCACUCGGGAUCUAUUGGUUUAACCCUCCAAUCCAACCAAGCUGCGUGUCAAGCAGUGGGUCCCAUUUUUAAAGUCUUUGGUAUGACCUGACUGAGAUUUGAACCCUGAUCUACCAGUCUCAGCGUGGACACUCUACCACUAGGCCACUGGUCAAAAUCCCAGCCAUGGCCUUUUUGCAGAGUUAGCAUGUUCUAACCAUGCAUGAUUUUCUCCGGAUAAUCCAGUUUUCUCUCUCAGACCAAAAAUGUUUGGUUAAGUGGCGACACUAAAUUGUCCAUAGGAGUGAGGAUGUGCCUGGUUGCUUAUCUCGUUCUGUUUAUGCAUACCUGUGAUCCAAAAUGUCCCCCACCUUUCACCCAAUGACCGCUGUAGCUAGGCACCUGCUCUCUUCAACCCUAUUGACAAAUAAGUGACUCAAAUAAUCAGUGAAUGAAUAAUUGUUUCAUUUCAGCAGUUAAACUAUGAAUUUGCUCAUUCGGAUAAUAUUUUAUGUUUUUUUCAUCUGAUAGGGUCAGCAUAUGCCGCGAUAUGUAAACAUCAGUGUUUGAGGUAAGCGUUAUUGAGAACAACCCCAGUGUCUCUAAAUUGGAUGGUACCUGUCCAAAUAGCAGAUAAAGUCUGUCCAACAGGAGAAGAGUAUCCGCUACAGUCACAGGACUUUUCCAGGAAACCUCAAACACUGCUUGAUGUUUGUUGUAGGUUGUCUUUGGUCGUGAGAGGGCUACAUCCUGAAGUAUGACCAAAAACCAAAAGUUCAAGAUCAAAGAUUCUUGUCACGAUUCUUGUCUACAACAUGCACACAUCCCAUUCUUUGAAGCUGGCUUUUACUUGAAUGCUGCCUAAAAACUUUUUUGCUGGUUUGUUUCAAACCUGCUGAUUCUAGACAGAAGAAUUAGUCUAACUUGAACAACCGUAAACAGAAUCAUCACCAACCCUAAUUCUAACCCUAACCCUACACAGAAUCAUCCCUGUUGGCUAUUCUGUGUGCAUAAUAUCUCAAAGGGAACAGAUUCAAACACAUCUAUUUUUAUUUCCCCUCUGGCUCUUGAUGGACUCCAUAGUCUUAAGCACACAGGUAGCUCGAUUUACCACAAGUAUCACAUUAGACGACUUUGUAAAACCAGAAGAGAGAAAAGCUGCUUUCAGUGUACUUUUAUUUAUGUAUGUAUGUACAUUUCCUGUAAAGUAAACCAUCUAUCAUCAUGUUAUUUUUAUUUAUUAUGACUGUGGAGGAGUUUUUACUAAGAGCAGCGUUUGGGGUUUCAGUAGACUUUCAUGCUUGUUGUAUAAAGGAUUGUCAGUUGUACAGUAUUAAAUGAUGAUUUGCUCUUGGAUUUA